This is a messenger RNA of Thyridium curvatum, 1611 nucleotides long. RefSeq lists its product as uncharacterized. Lineage: Eukaryota; Fungi; Ascomycota; Sordariomycetes; Thyridiales; Thyridiaceae. Bases 1 to 1611 code for a protein of 536 amino acids. The transcript is spliced from 2 exons. The record is from RefSeq and is a predicted model, not a curated record.
AUGGCCCCCUCCAUCAUUCACCUGCCCGACGGGCAGCACUUUACCGUCACCCCAGUAUUUGCCGGUCUUUUCUUCAAGUCACACGAACUCAACACGCACGCUUCAGCCUUUCCCAUCGGCUGGACCGUCGUCCUCCACACCGAGGAGGUGGAAGAAGAACAUGACACCGAGCCGCAACCCCGCAGAGGCGCCGACGGCGAUGCCAGUGGCGACAACGAUGUCGACAUGGAACCGGAACGGCCCAAGGUUCCAAAGCGGACAAGCCACAUCCACUCAUACACCAAGCCCACGCUCCAGAACGACAGCCUCUUCAUCAGCUCCAUCAGCAACCCCAGCAGCAGCGACUUCAAGCCUGCCACGAGCCCCACGCGCCAGAUCGCCAUGAUGCUCUGGGUCACGCUGUACUGGUACUUCCACCAACCCGAGCCCUCCAAACUGCUGCCCUUGACAGAGCAGUCCAGAUACACACCCGAGAAUGGACGGCCGAGAGGGGACUGGAGGAUCAAUAUCAAGAGAGAUGGCGUUCUGCGAGGGCGAAACCUGAUCCCGAAGCUCGAGAGGAUGGGCCUGAUCAUGAGCCAGGACUCCGCAGUAGGAACGGCCAUGGGCGACAACGAGGGCUGGGGCCGCAUGUUCGUCAGCCGCAAGGUCUUCUGGCAGACUCCCGGCCGCCUGUUUCUCUUCACGCUGCAGCCGCAAAUCAAGUCACACCCCGGAUCUCCCAUCGGCAGCCGUCCAAGCUCGCCGGUUCGCAGCAUCGAGUCCAACUCUCCGCACGGCAGCCUGCACGGCGCGCAUCUGUCGCAGACACAGUUUGCCGCUGCCGACAUGCCCGGGGCUCCCAUGCCGACCACUCUCACCUCCGCCCCGACCUUUCCCAUCGGCCCUUUCUUCUCGACCUCGCACCUUCCAACCUACUACCCGCCGCCCCCGUUGCAAUACACCAUCACGAACCACGUGCGACACCCCAUCCGGCCCAAGCCUCCGCGCAUGGGCGAGGUCUUCUACACACGCUUCGUCCCCUCUGUCAACCAAUAUCUCGCGUUCCGCGUGGCCUCGGCUUCAAACAAGCCUGUGCCCUACCUGGGGCCCGUCGGUACCAAACCGCCAGAGCAUACACACCUGUCCACCCUCAGCGACACCUCUCUCUUGCAGAUGUGGCUCGGCAAUCCGCGAGUCCAGAAGUUCUGGGGCAACUACCAACCCAACUUCCUGACCAACGCGCUUCAGUCGCGCCAUAGCUUCCCCGUCAUCGGCCUGUGGGACGGCGUUCCCUUUGGCUAUUUUGAGGUCUACUGGGUCAAGGAAGAUCUGCUGGGAAGGUUCAUGGGAAGUGACGCGGCCGACUUUGACCGCGGUUUCCACGUCUUGAUCGGCGAGGAAUGGGCCAGGGGUCGGGUGCAGUCGUGGCUGUCCAGUUUGGUUCACAUAUUGCUGUGCAUGGACAACCGGACAAUGAGCGUGUGCUGUGAGCCGCGAGUUGAUAAUGCCAGAUUUAUUCAGCAUCUUCAGUUCGCGGGCUUUGUCAAGGAAAGGGAAGUCGCUUUUGCGCACAAGCAGUCUUGGCUUGGACGCCUGCGGAGAGAGGACUGGGAUGGCCCUGCUAUGUGA